Molecule: messenger RNA, 1593 nt
Organism: Pezoporus flaviventris
Lineage: Eukaryota; Metazoa; Chordata; Aves; Psittaciformes; Psittacidae
Gene: MTNAP1
Product: mitochondrial nucleoid associated protein 1
Exons: 4
Coding region: 319-837 (172 amino acids)
Source: RefSeq, a predicted model, not a curated record
GCGGGGAAGGAGCCUGCGAGCUCAGAGCGGGGAAAGGGCAGCUUAAAGGCAACGGAACCGCCCGUACUUGGAGCUGCCCCCGGGGCCAGCGGCAGCAGCGGCGCCGGUGACCCUGUGCUGCAGGCGGGAACGGGCAAAAGCGGGGUGGAAGAGAAGCGGGGGCACCCGGAGGCUGCUGUGGGGCACAAAGCCCCUGGUCCUGCUCUGCACAGCAAGAACCUCCAUCUGUCCGUGACGGAAGCUGCCGGAGGUCAGAGCGAAGGGACAUCCAAAACUUACCUAAGCAGCACACAGGAGCUUAGUGAGAGCGCACAGCAGAUGGUGUCUGAGCCCAUCCUGAGCGCAAGGAGGGAUGCUGAGCUGGCCCUGCACCAGCCCGUGCUCCGCGCUUCCCAAAGCCAUCCCAUCUGCUUGCCCCGGGCUCCUGGCAGGAGCACGCAGGCAGGGGCCCUGGGCUUGGAGUGGUUUCCAGACUUACAUCCUAAUUAUGAUGGGCUGAGGAUUUUUCCAGGGAAGCCUUUCCAUGAGGAUGUGGGGAUCACAAUGAAGACACCAAUGGGCAGUUUCUCCGAGGGGCAGCAAGGUCCACUCCUGGAAAGGCGGCUGAUGGACGUGAGGCUGGGGGAGCUGCCCCUGUGGGUGACCACCAGAGACUUCUCCCCUCGGGCGCUGCUUGGAGGAGCACAGAGAGCCUGGAACAGCUACUACAACAAAUACAUCAACGUGAAGAAGGGUGGACCAGCCGGAGUCUCCAUGCUGCUGGCUGGGUACUGCCUCCUCAGCUAUGCCUGGAACUAUCAGCACAUCAAGCGUUAUCGCUGGCGUAAAUACCACUGAAGCAGCUGGAACAGCACCCAAGGAAUGAUCAGGAAUCUCUGCUGGCAGCCAGCAGAAGAGCUCAGAACCAGUGUCCCAGCAGGGACUCAAAUCAGCAGAGGUCAGAGUUGGGUUCUUCUAUUGCAGAGGGGCUGCUUUUCAGUUACCUCCUUGUAGGCAGAGGGAGGACGCUGACAGCCUGCAGUCACUGCUCUGAGGCUCAGGCAGCUUUUAGUACUGAAAGAAGAAAGCAGCAGAGCCACCCUGGGCAGUCAGGGUGCAGCAGAGCUCCUGUAGUCUGCAGAAGCCUAAAUCUUGCUUUGGGACACCAGGCACAGGACAAUUCCUGCACUGCUGCUAUAGAUUAAUGGACCUGUACGUUGUAGUCAGGGUGAUGUAAGGUUUGUGAUGGGCUGUGGCCAGAGUAACUGUUCCCUUUAAGUCAGAGCCCAUCUUUUACUUACCUUGAUGGGGUUUAACAGGAGAAAGGGGGUUCUUUCCUUCCACAUCGACCCCCCAGCCCUGCUUCACUGUCAGCACAGCACUGGUGCAACUGCCAGGCUCCGAGGUGAAGCCAUGAGAGCAGCAGCACUCGGACCACAGCGCCCUAUUUCUGGAGGAAGGGAAGGAAAAAAUUCCAUUGGAUGAGCUGUUGUGCCCAAAGGGCAAACCCGUGCCUGCAUCAGACUGAUGAGCACAGUUAGCACAGUGCUGGUUGUAGCCUGCCAUUGCCAAACAUGUCUGGGAAAGGGUUGCUCAUGCUACAGGCAUGAAGGG